This is a messenger RNA of Fusarium proliferatum ET1, 1485 nucleotides long. RefSeq lists its product as uncharacterized. The transcript has a single exon. Gene Ontology annotation, biological process: proteolysis. The record is from RefSeq and is a predicted model, not a curated record. NCBI's taxonomy places the organism in Eukaryota, Fungi, Ascomycota, Sordariomycetes, Hypocreales, Nectriaceae. Gene Ontology annotation, molecular function: aspartic-type endopeptidase activity. Bases 1 to 1485 code for a protein of 494 amino acids.
AUGAAGGGAUCCUUACUUGUUCUGUCCAGCACUCUCCUGAGUUGCGCCAACGCUCUUCAACUCCAUAAGCGUCACAAUCCAUCCGUCGUCUCAGUUAACUUUGAGAAGCGAACAAAAGACGCCUUUCCCAGCCACGAGAAAAGAAACAGUGAUGCCGUCGUCGAGAUGAAGGUGGACCAGCAGGGCUUCCUCUACUGGGCCAAUUUCACCAUCGGAAACCCGCCGCAAAGGCUUUCCGCAGAAAUCGACACCGGGAGCUCCGACUUGCUUGUUCUCACUAAUCAGAUCAAAACUUGCAAGGAAAAGGAGUGUCAGGGUGGUAUUUUCAACCCAGAAAAAUCAGAAACCUUCGAGUGGAGCGACGAGCAGGUGUCUGGUAGUUUCGGUAGUGGCGAAAGCUGGACGGGUGAAUAUGCUAACGACACAUUUACACUUGGCUCAUCCACUCUGGACUCUUUCCAAUUUGUUGGCGUGACUGAGUUCAAUGCCACCACCGCUGGCAUCUUUAGCAUCUUCGGCGUCGGUAUCUACAGCCUGGAACAUGCUGACAUAAAAUACCCCAACCUGCCUUAUGCUCUGGCCAAUGCAGGAGAGAUCAAUACUCCCGCAUUCAGCUUAUGGCUCAACAACGAGACGCAUGGAGAGUUUCUAUUUGGUGGCGUCAACAAAGCCAAGUAUACAGGCCCCCUCGUCACCUAUCCUGUUGCCGCCGACGACACCUUUGACGUGCGAGACAGAGCCCUAGUGGUUAUGACAGGCUUCGGGACAACCUCUGGUGGCAAGACUUCAGAUCUUGAAUUUAAAUCUCGACCCGUUCUCCUCGACUCGGGCACUAUACAGAGUAGACUGAGUCUUAACAUGACCUUGCAUCUAAUCAAGACUAUGAAGGUCUCCAUGGAUGAGAAAUUGGGUGCUGUAGCGCCUUGCAACAUCAGCUCCAAGGAAACGCUGGAUUUUACGUUUGGCGACCUGACUCUGAACGUACCUCUCGCAAACUUCCUCUCAACAACCCCAGUCAAGAGUGGUGUCGACGGUGUUGCAUACUGCAAAGUCGUCUAUUACGAAGAUUCCACUAGCAUUGUCCUAGGUGACGAUUUCCUCCGAGGUGUUUAUGUUGUUUACGACUGGGGCAACAUGGAGAUCUCUCUAGCCCAAUACAACUCUGAGGAGGCUGAAGACGACAUUCACGAAAUUGUACGAGAUGUACCUGGGGCUUCUGCCGCCACUGAUGUCCCCACAAUGUAUUUGAAGUACAAUCAGCCUGCAGAAUCUGCGGGUACUGAAAUUCCAACUGAGUUGCCGACGAUUACUGCAACUCCUCUCAGCACAGCGACUGGAUCCGGAACAGGUUCGGCGGAAGCUUCGUCGACUACGGCUGAGGCUGGUGAUGAUGAGGACAGUGGAGCGACGGGUCGCCUGCCAACGAACUUGAUGUUCAUGAUGCUGCUUGCUUGUAUCUUCAGCGUUGUAUUAACCGCACAGUGA